UGGAGUUAAACUGCACGUGGAGCGAUGUUUACCAUUAUUAUCUUACGUUUUCUUGAUUGAUCUGUGUGAUCUAGUGAUUGUUCCCGACAGAAAUUAGUUUAUUGAAUCUAUUACUUUAAAUAUUUCAAAGAUGGCUUCACCAGGUGAUUUAAUUCGUCGAAUUCUUCUUGAUCUUCAAAAGGGGAAAAGUGAAGAAUUUGAUUUAUUUGUUAACAGUUUGGUUGAUCCUAAAACUUCGUCAGGAACAGUGAAGAAUUAUUUAAAAGGAUUAAAAGAUUGUGUAACUUUAUUUAAUAAAACAAACGAAUCAUUAUUAAUAGCCAUAAUGAAAAUGAAGUGGUUGAAUCAGAGUGAAGGUGUAAUUAAAGCUUAUCAUGAUUUACUGAUUAAUUUGAUGUCAGCCAAUACACAUUAUGUUAAUGUCAGUUUAAACAUGUUAGUUAGAUAUUUCUUACCAGAUAUGAGCGAAGUAGAAUUACGAAAUGGUAGUUAUAAUGUGGAUGAUGAAACCCAGAAAAAACAUGAAGACAUGUUUAAACAUAUACAUACAGUUUUAGAGGAAACAAGUAAAAUAGUUCCAUUGACACCGGUGCUAUUAAUGCCAAUAUUAGAGAGAUGUUAUCCAUAUCAUCUGAUAGAUGUUUACAUACAGAGUUGUUACGUAACAAACUUAUUACAAAUAACACGAUAUAUACCUACAAUAAGACAACAGAUUCUUGACCUUAUUGUUAAUAAAAUUAUGAAAUUAGAUGUUUUAUCACCAAGAGAGAAAUUAGGUGAACUAGAAGAAAGCGAUGAAGAGGAAGAAUUGUUUGAAAUGGAUGAGGGAGGAAUGAAUAGUAAAGAAGAAACGAAAGAAGGAAGAAUAAAAUAUAAAGAAGCUGAUUGUUUGGAUGUUAUGAUGAAACUAUUAUUUAAAUAUAUUUAUUCUGUUUGUCAUCCCAAUGGUGAAUUUGAUUUAGAACCAAGUAAGAAGUUUUAUUGGGAAUUAGUUUCAUUAUUUGAGAAGAUUAUUCUACCUACACAUGAAUCAUGUCAUGUUCAAUUUAUCAUGUUUUAUCUCGCCAGUUUUAAACCGAUACUAGCGGAUGGGUUAUUAGAUUAUUUAUGGAAGUUUGUACGGAAUCCCAAUUCACCAAUAAUAUUUCGACAAGCAUCAGUUAGUUAUAUGGCUAGUUUAUUAGCUAGAGCUACCUUUAUACCUAUACACACUGUUAAGAUAUCUUUAGAUUUGAUGGUUGCUUGGUUACAUGAUUACCUUGACAACCUAUCAGAUGGUAAACAACCAGAUCAUUUAUUACAUGGAACAUUCUACGCUGUCAGUCAAGCCGUAUUCUAUGUCUUCUGUUUUAGAAAUACAGAAAUAUUUGAAACCUCAAAAGGUUAUAAAUGGGCAGAGGCUUUAAAUUUCCAGAGAAUUGUAACAAGUCGAUUAAAUCCAUUACGUUAUUGUUUAUCUAUAGUUGUUACAACUUUCUCAUCAUAUACUAGACGUUAUCAGUUAGCUUUCUGUGAUACAGUUAUAGAGAGGAAUAAUCGCAGUAUUAUACCUGUUGUUAAUAGUACAACCGGUCAAACAGAAGAUGACUUCUCACUUAAAUUAGCAUCAUUCUUUCCAUUUGAUCCGUACUUAUUAUCCAGAUCUAGUAAAUAUAUAUGUGAUAUAUAUAGAGUAUAUCAAGGAGAAUUACAGGAAGUUGAUAAUGAUACUGAGGAUGAAGAUGAUUUUUUACCGGAUGAUCAACAACCAGUCGAUAUGGUGAUUACCCCGUCAAGUUUCACACUCAGCAAACAUAUGUUAUCAGAAGAUUUGAUGAAAUAUGCAACAUCACCUGGUUUUAAAACAAACUGAAAAAAAAACACCUGAGAUAUAUAUAUAUAUAUAUAUAUAUACCUUGUGUGACAAGGAGUAAGGUCACCUGUCCAACCUUGUGGGUUUUCUCCGGGUGCUCCGGUUUGCUCCCACUGCUAAAGACCCGUACUCAGUAAACAUAUGUUGUCAUAAGAUUUGAAGAAAUACGCAACGUCACCUGGUUUUAAAACAAACUGAAUAAAACACCUGAUAAAUAUAGUGUCACCUGUCUAACCUCAUGGGUUUUCUCCGGGUCCUCCGGUUUUCUCCCACUGCUAAAGACCCCUACUCAGUAAACAUAUGUUAUCAGAAGAUCUGAUGAAA
This is a messenger RNA of Patella vulgata (common limpet), 2176 nucleotides long. RefSeq names its product RNA polymerase I-specific transcription initiation factor RRN3. The transcript is spliced from 16 exons. NCBI's taxonomy places the organism in Eukaryota, Metazoa, Mollusca, Gastropoda, Patellidae. Gene Ontology annotation, biological process: transcription initiation at RNA polymerase I promoter. Gene Ontology annotation, molecular function: RNA polymerase I core binding; RNA polymerase I general transcription initiation factor activity. The record is from RefSeq and is a predicted model, not a curated record. Bases 131 to 1852 code for a protein of 573 amino acids. Gene Ontology annotation, cellular component: nucleus.